UCAAAGCGUCAGUAUCUUGCUUGAAACCUUACCAGCGUUUCAAACGUAUAACAGGAAUACUUUAAAUUUAUUGAUAGAAAAUUUCUAUGUUUUGAAGUUUGUGUCUAUCACUAGGAACUUUCAUAGUUUCAAAAACAUAUUAAGUGCUUAUUAUUAGUGAAAACAAAUAACAGUUCUAAAUAUCACUAGGAGGGAAACAAUUUGUGAACUGAAGUGUCUUUGCCUGAAACACAAUAAACUUUAAAAUACAUAAAUCUCGGUGAAAAUAAAGUUACAUUCCGCAUUUUAUUUUAUUCAUCAUUGUUUUACAUCGAUCGGAAUUUGAUCUCAACAUAACACUAUGGCCUUCAGCAUUCUUAAAGCUCUGACACUUUUGGUUGUGGUAAGUCAGGCGGUGUUUUGUCAAGAAAACAGUGAAACAAAUGUACAGGACAAUUCUACACUGCAUACAAAUGCAACAACGGCAAAUAGGUCAACGUCGGAAAACGCAGCGACAACGGAAAACGCUCCUACGACGCCGGCGAUAACAACUUCUACGUCAACAGAAAGCCACGGAAAUUGGAAUGCUGAUUUAGAAAGCCGUUUAGAAAGAUCCCGUAACGCGCACCUGCAGUUCCUAAGACAGCACGUACUGUCCAGUCUGGGCUGGACAACACCACCCAACAUUACGGCUGAGGAGAAGCGACAAAUUCUCAUGGGAAUUGGGUACCGGACACCGGUGUUUGUAACACGACAGAAAUUCUGCUAUUUCCCUGCAUGUGACCUUCCCCUUAUGGAGUUCCCGGAGUACAUGAACCGUUCCAUUUGGUUUGACACAUCUUCUCGAAACAUCCGCUAUUUCUUCGACAUCCCUACAGAGACUGACCCAAACCUCGAUAUCACUUCCGCUAUCGUGCGCCUCCAUCUCAAACGUCGGGAAGAUUGCCCAUGUGCCUACGAUAGUGACCACAGCACAAACCGGCUUCACAUAAAAAUAUACCAGUACAGAAAACCUAUUCGUUCACACGCAAGAUUAAACCACCGAAACAUGCGGCUGAUCGAUGCCAGAAUGGUCACGUGGGACAGCGCUCGCUGGGUGAAUUUGGAGGUUACAGAGGCCGUGAAGCGCGUGAUGUCACGUGGCCGACGGAACGGAGGAUUCGAGGUGCACGUACGAGACAUGGAGGAGAACGUCCUGGACGCUAAAACCGUCAUUGACCCAACUGUCUGCUCUUUUACUACAGAAUAUGACUGCACAGAUGAUACUGAAUCUCAAUAUGAAGAAGAGCCAACAGAGGUGAACUACUCUCCAGUUCUGGAAGUUACUGCGACCACUACCAGCCGAAUAGACUAUUCGUGAUCAUCUUUCGCCAAGAUGGGGACGGAUAAUUCGAUCUCAAAUUCUGGAUAAUUUAUUUGUUACACAAAGAUGUUCUUUUCCGGUCUUUUAAACUACAAGAUGUGCAUAUAUAUAGAUAAACUGUGCCUAGUUAUCAUACAAACAAGACAAGCGGAUGAGAUGCGUCAUAAAUUGUAUAGUAAAAGACUAUUUCAAGGGGAAUAUAAAGAUGCAUAUAUAUCUAGUAUUAUAUCUGCUCGUAAAUGUAUGGUACGCAUUUGAUGAAAGAUGUGGUUUCAAUUUCAUAACAUACCUAUCCGGCAGAAAAACAAGUUACAGGAAAAAGUAUUAUUAUCUUUACAAUUAAAUGACUUUGGUAGCAUUUUUCAACUAUAAAAGUAACUCUGGAAAAACAAAACUCUGGUUUAGGUUAACAUAAUUAGUGACAUUUUAUAUAUUUUGAAAGAAAAUCAGAAUUUUGUUUUCUGAGCCUUGUUCUGAAGUUCAGACAGAAGUUUUUAGUGAAUACAACAGACUAAUCGAGGGGUGAAUGCGAAAAGGUUCUAAGUGACAUUAACUAAAUAAGCAGAUAGAAGCUUUUCGCUUUCACCCCCUCGAAAUGCACAAACACAUACCCUCUUGAAAGUCAUUGGAACAUAGUUAAAAAUUAAUUGUAUUGGCUUUGUGUAUGUAAAUGUACAUGUAUAUACUGAUAAACAUGUAAUGCAUUUAACAUUGCCUCUUAAAACUGAUAAUAACAUGUGUACAUAAGUUUCUGUAUGUAUUCACCUUGGUGCAACAACUCAAUAUCUGCUUCUAUAUCUAUAUGCAGUUAUUGAGUUAUUGCAUUAAGGGGACGAUGUAUUGUCAGGGGCGGUUCCAGGACGUUAGAGGGGGGGCGUAACUUGGGGGCGUAACUAUUUUACUAUCGCCUCUCCCUCUUCCUCCUAUAUUGAAGUAAAAAGUAAAUUUGGAUGACUUUUUUAUCCGUUACUGUAGUGUUCUAAGCCGCGCAUCGGCCAGUAUUUCCGUCAAAUCGAGUUGAUCAUUUCUUGGCGCUGCACUGAUGUGCCCGCUUCUUUAGAUUGAGAGAUUGGUUUGUUUCAGUCCCUGGUAGGGGCGGUUAUUAUAUAAUCGAUAUUGAUGGCUUGCUCUCAUUUUUAAAAUAUUGCAACACUGAUGUUGCUUUUUUAGAAUGGUAGUUUUAUGUUAUGGCGUAAGCUUUCAGUAACGAAGGGUUACCUUUAGCAAUGUGAAAUGCGUACAGUCGGACAAGUAAAACAAAUUUUCCAAAACAUUGAAACUUGCCAAUCUUUGAGUUAGUCCCUGUAAAAUUGAUGCUUGUAUAGGAAGUCUGUUUUCAGACGUAAUCAGCUACCUCAUGUGUGCCUUGAUAUUCCAUAUUUUCAAAAUUACCGGUCUGUAAAUAUUACAUUGUGUUUCGCAUAAUAAUGUGAAGACAGAUUUCAUAUUUCAUUUACUGAAUACUAUGUAUAUUGGUAUUGUUGUGUUUAUUCUAAUUUAUUGCAUGUUCAGAUAUGUAUCAUUGUGCUCAUAGUUUCGACAAAUCCAUUCACGAGUUUAGAGUCAUUUUUUUCUAUCAGCAUGUUACUGCUAUGAUUAUUAAGUUCAUUUAAAUUUCAUAUUAACUCCAAAAAUAGUUUUGUAGAAAAUAUUUUAAUGAUACAUUUUAAAUGCAUUAUACAUGUCUCGAAAUGCU
Molecule: messenger RNA, 3038 nt
Organism: Mya arenaria
Lineage: Eukaryota; Metazoa; Mollusca; Bivalvia; Myida; Myidae
Exons: 7
Coding region: 341-1339 (332 amino acids)
Source: RefSeq, a predicted model, not a curated record